Paramormyrops kingsleyae is the source of this 6161-nucleotide messenger RNA. It is a transcript of the gene tshz1, whose product is annotated as teashirt zinc finger homeobox 1. Gene Ontology annotation, cellular component: nucleus. Gene Ontology annotation, biological process: regulation of transcription by RNA polymerase II. Gene Ontology annotation, molecular function: DNA binding; DNA-binding transcription factor activity, RNA polymerase II-specific. NCBI's taxonomy places the organism in Eukaryota, Metazoa, Chordata, Actinopteri, Osteoglossiformes, Mormyridae. The record is from RefSeq and is a predicted model, not a curated record.
GCACGGCUUGCGAGGAAGCGUGCUGAUCCUGGCCCGCAGUGUGAAAUGUACCCCGGCACCGUGUUUCACCUGCGCGGCUUCGGUGUUUAAGGUCAAAAUAUUGCCGAAAAUAUGAACUGUUCAAAAAUACAACGCCACAGCUUACAAAAUAAAAGCUUCUCCUUCAUAUUCAACACUCGGUAUUGACAGCAUUGUAUCUUAGGGUAAACAGCAGAAUGCCACCAAAAAGUAUCGCAUCAGCCCAUUUUUACUAUAAAGGUGAAGUCAGCUUUAUUGUAUUGUAGUUUUGUUUAUUUUGUUGAUUGUGGCUAUAUAGUAUCACCACGGCUACUCAUUACUGCAAGUACUACUUGUAAGUUUAUUACGUGUACACCCUUAAUUACAACGGCAAUACCAGCAACAGUGGCUAUAAAACACAAUGGCACGUAAAAUAAUGAAACAGGUUCGUAAAAAAUGCAAAGUAUUUGCAUGGCCGGGAAAGGCGAGCACGUCCCACAUGUGCGGUGAGUGUCGCUCUCCCUUUGUCGGAUCGCUCAGUUACAAGGAAAAAACAAGACAAUUAAAAAGAUUGACAGGUAGGUUUGACUGUCAGGGUGACGCUCGUAGCGAGGGGUGGAGUAAACGUGAAGCAGGGGGACCGACUCGAUGCGUCUGUCUAUCAGUUGAGGCUGUCUGAGGCGCUCCUGCAACCCUGAAUGUGCGCUGCAUUUUUCACGGAGGAAGACCCGAAGCCCGAUCCGGUCCGAUCCGCUCCCCGGAGUUUCAAAUAAGACCAAUUAGUCCAAGUCCGUCCCUGCGUGCGAGUGGACGUGCGCUUUUCAUCCGGACCCCCUUUAACUGCGGGCUCCGCACUACAUCAAGUGGCCGCAUGUACCUGGAGCAGGGGGUCGGGGGGCUCUCGGCGUCAUUUUUUAUCAGUGUCGAUACAAUGUAAAGCCAAGGCGAGUGUGUGAUCCGAAGGACCGAAGGUGCUCACCGGCGGAGAGGCUGUCUGAUCUCGGAGUGACUGACUGACUGCCGUUCACCCUCUCAUGCCCGUCUCUGCUUUCCCUGCCUUUCCCAGAUCGCAGAGCUUUAACUUGGGAAGAGCGCUAAGGCGGAAAUACAAUGUAAAACAUUGUUUCUCAUGUGGGAGUUGUUGAUGUUUUUUAAUUGUUAUUGUUACUAUUAUUAUUUUUAAAAACAGCUAUCUCUUUCUUUCCCGGAAAGAAGACGCGACGUCAAAGUAUUACCCCAAGGCUGAGCUUUUCCGAUGGAGACCAGGGGGAGUGAAACUCAGCUCCGAUGACUGUCUAUUUUUCUGCCAUUAAACUGAUACGCUAAGAUGUGUCUCUCCCCGGUCAACAUGCUCUGAGUUGGCGAAGUCAUCACGUCGUAGCUAUCUAGUAAUACCACCAGAAGGUGUUUUGUAAUUUGUUACCUUUAUAUCAAUAUUUAUAAAAGGAAAAAAAAAGAAAAAACAUUAAAAAAAAAAAAAAAACUUGCAUCGACUUGGGGACUUAAGUCAUCCUUUUGAAACGAUUCCAAUACACAUCGAUACUAAAUAUUUACUCAAAGAAGCACCAAGAGAAGAAACUUGCAUCGAUUUCUAUAUAUGUUUUGUUGCACUGGUUUCCUUCCUCGAUCGCCAAUUAUUUUGAUUCCUGCAUGAAAAGUCCUGUGGAAAGUCUUGGACAGCAGUAUGCCGAGGAGAAAGCAGCAAGCGCCCAGGCGGUCGGCAGCUUACGUGCCUGAGGAUGAGCUCAAGGCAGCCAAGAUCGAUGACGAGCACCUGCAGGAUGACGGCCUGUCCCUAGAUGGCCAGGAUGGCGAGUUCCUCUGCAACGAGGAGGAAGAGGGCAAGGAGCAGCCCAGCUACCAGAACUCCCCCCUCAGUAACACCACGAACCCGGAUGCGGGGUACGGCUCGCCACUCAGCGACACCAGUGAUCAGCUGGCAGACUUCAGAAGCACCUCCUCCAAGGAGGGUCAGGACAAGGAGGAUGCUGGGGUUACGGACAGUGACCUCACACUGCAGGACAGCCUGGCGCAGAUGAAAGCCGUCUAUGCAAACCUGAUCUCAGACAGCACCUGGUCCAGCAUCACCAUGGACAUUAUGAAAAGCAAGCAGGCCACCGGGGGCGGGGGAGGGGCAACAAGCACCCGUAAUGGGAGCAGCAACAUCAUCAACAGCCUUGUCGAGAGCAGCACUGCCGGUGCCAUCAGCAGUAGCAGUGGCCCCACCACCAAUGUCCACACCAACACGAGCACCUCCACCUCUACCAGCAGCAGCAGCAGCAUUGGAGGCAACAGCAGCUCGAGCAAUGGUGGGGGCGUGACCUAUGACUGGCACCAAGCUGCUCUGGCCAAAACCCUGCAGCAUACCCCUUACCACCUUCUCCCUGAGCCAAGCCUCUUCAGCACCGUGCAGCUAUACCGGCAGAAUAACAAGCUGUAUGGCCCAGUGUUCACCGGGGCCAGCAAGUUUCGCUGCAAGGACUGUAGUGCAGCCUAUGACACACUGGUGGGUCUCACCGUCCACAUGAAUGAGACCGGCCACUACCGAGACGACAACAAGGACAAAGAGGACGACCAUGGCAAGAAAUGGUCCAAGCCUAGGAAGCGGUCACUGAUGGAGAUGGAGGGGAAGGAGGAUGCCCAGAAGGUGCUGAAGUGCAUGUACUGUGGCCACUCGUUUGAGUCUCUGCAAGACCUGAGCGUCCACAUGAUCAAAACAAAACACUACCAGAAAGUGCCUCUCAAAGAACCCAUGCCAGCGCUGGCCUCCAAGCUGGUUCCCUCUACCAAAAAGCGAGCCUUUCAGGAAUUGGUUUCCCCCUGCUCCCCAGAAUCUAUCAGCAGCACACCCGGAAUCCCAUUAGGUGACACUACAAAAGACCCCAAGGUGGCAAACCCUUAUGUGACUGCUAAUAAUCGCUACGGCUAUCAGAACGGGGCCAGUUAUACCUGGCAGUUUGAGGCACGUAAAGCCCAGAUACUGAAGUGUAUGGAGUGUGGAAGCUCACAUGACACACUGCAGCAGCUGACUGCCCAUAUGAUGGUCACUGGACAUUUUCUCAAAGUGACUAACUCUGCUUCAAAGAAGGGAAAGCAACUGGUUUUCGACCCGGUGAUAGAGGAAAAGAUACAGUCCAUCCCUCUGCCACCCACCACAACCAGACUACCCAUCUCUAGUAUUAAGUCCCAGCCAGAUUCUCCCAUACACUCCUCUGGUUCUGAGGACAAGAAGGAAGCAGAAGAAGAGAAAAUGGAGGUAUGUAUACCUGAAAAAGUGAUCAAAGAGGAAAAAGAGGACCCUAGCGAGAAGACUGAGACAAACCCUUCUUAUAAGUAUCUCAGAGAGGAAGAUUUGGAGGAGACUCCCAAAGGAGGAAUUGAUAUACUGAAGUCCCUUGAAAACACCGUGUCGAGUGCAAUCAGCAAGGCCCAGACCGGCACACCUACUUGGGGUGGAUAUCCCAGCAUCCAUGCGGCUUAUCAGCUCCAGGGCUCUGUGAAAUCCUCCCUGCCAGUCGUGCAGAGUGUCCAGGUGCAGCCUUCCUUCAACAGCAGUAUGAAAUCUCUGUCAUCUGACCUGAGUACUGCCAUCCACACCCCUGACAGUCCUUCCCCUCCACCCCACCACAGAAGCAAUGUCUCAGCCAUGGAGGAGUUGGUUGAAAAGGUCACAGGGAAAAUCUCAGUGAAGAAGGAAGACAAGACCUCCGACAAAUGCAAGCCUGUCUCUGCAAAGUCUCCCCUGCCAAUCGUGAAGGAGAAGAAGGAGUCACCCAAGCCUGAUGACCUCAGCGUCAAGCCGACUAGGAAUGGCAGUGCUAACAUUGAACUGGAACCCGUCAGCAAGCGAGAGCCCAAGGAUAGUCCGGUUGAUAAUGCUCUGAAGAAUGGCAUCGAUGGACUCAAAUCCUCAGUAAGCAAUGGUUGUAACACCUUGGGGAUCAUCACAGACCAUUCACCAGAACAGCCUUUUGUCAACCCUCUCAGCGCCUUGCAGUCCAUAAUGAACACUCACUUAGGCAAGGCGUUAAAACCUGUCAGCCCCCUCUUAGACCCUCUGGCAAUGUUGUACAAGAUCAGCAACAGCAUGACGGAAAAGCCAAUCUAUAAUCCAACUCAGGUUAAGCCAACAGAAUCCAUUAACCGAUAUUAUUAUGAGAACGAUGAGCAGCCCAUGGACUUGACAAAGUCCAAAAGCAGCAACAGUACAACUAUCAACAGUUCCUCCACAGCACCCACGAUCAACAGCAGCAAUAGCAACAACGGGAGCAGCAGCAGGCCAAUUCUCUCAAGUGUCUCUGAAUCCAUUUCAUCGCCUUUGAGGGAGAAUGCACUGAUGGACAUCUCCGAUAUGGUAAAGAACCUUACUGGCCGCCUGACGCCAAAGUCCUCCACCCCCUCCUCCGUCUCUGAGAGGUCAGACGCUGAAGGCAGCACCUUUGAGGAUGGUCUAGACGAGCUGUCCCCCGUCCAGAAGAGGAAAGGUAGACAGUCGAACUGGAACCCUCAACACCUCCUCAUCUUGCAAGCCCAGUUUGCCUCCAGCCUGCGGGAGACCCCAGAGGGCAAGUUCAUCAUGACUGACCUGGGACCUCAGGAGAGAGUGCACAUCUGCAAAUUCACAGGCCUAUCCAUGACAACUAUUUCUCAUUGGCUGGCUAAUGUAAAGUAUCAGCUGAGGCGGACAGGUGGGACCAAGUUCCUGAAGAAUAUUGACUCCGGUCAGCCGGUAUUCCUGUGCAACGACUGUGCAUCGCAGUUCAGAACUCCCUCCACCUACAUUAACCACUUAGAAUCACAUUUAGGGUUCAGCCUGAAGGACCUCUCCAAACUGUCCAUAGACCUCAUUAGGGAGCAACAGGCGGUUUCUAAAGUCAUAAGCGACAAGUCCUUUGGUGUCCUUGGCCUGACCGAGGAUGACAGUGGCUCCAUAUUCCAGUGCAAGCUGUGCAAUCGGACUUUUGUCAGCAAGCACGCAGUCAAACUGCAUCUCAGCAAAACCCACGGCAAGUCCCCGGAGGACCAUGUGAUCUAUGUCACUGAACUAGAAAAGCUGGAGAAACUCUAAGAACUGGGGUGGAGUGGCUGCGUAUGACUGAUUGAAUCGUUGCACUAAAUCACAGUACUGCACUGGGCCCGAGCUGAGCCUCUGAAAUCAGUCUUACUUUGGUUGUGAAACUGCCUAACUGGACCACACAUCCUCUUUCAUUUUUUUUUCAUUCUCCUUUGAUUUCUAACACUUACUUUGUAAUGUAUUUAUAUGAUGUUUUGUCCAAAUCGUGCAUGUAAUUUGUGAAUUUCACACUCAUUUUUCUUUUUUCAUGCUCUUCAAAAAUAACAGUUUCCAAGGCAAACAUGGAGAGAUGUGUAAAAUAAGUGAUGUGAAGACUCUAAAAUGAGCUGUACACAGGAAGAGCUUGGGUGAGCCUUUUUCAUGAAGACUGAAGUAGCAUUUCUGCACUUUAAGAAGUGUAAUGUUUUAUUUUGUAAAAAGCCUUUGUUCAAUGCGAAUCGCUUCAAUUCAGAUGAUCGCUUGUAAUGAUUAUUGUUAAUUUUAGCUUCAGACUUGACUGAAUUUAUUGGUAUUCUGUUACAUUUCAAUUCCAUUCAGUUUUGAGCUUUUAUGUGUACUAUAUUAUGAAAAAGACACAUUAACAUUGUAGAAAGAAAAGGAUAAUAUGCAUUUUGGCUCAGUACAGUGACUUCAAGAAGGACUAGUAUGCAAGUUUUGUUUUUAAUAUAUGUCAUUUUAAUUUCACUGUAAAUUAUCCCUUUAUAGUAAUUUGCAAAUAUAUGCUUUGGUACACAUUUAUCUUUCUAUAGUGUGCUGCUUCAGUUUCAACCUGUAAAAUCAAAAUUGAGAAUCAUUAUUAUAUACAUAAAUAUAUAUAAAUAUAUAAAUAUAUAAAUGAUCAAUCGCAUUGUCUAAAACUACAUCUGACAUAUCUUGCCAUUUGCAACAGCUCAGCACCCUUUGUACUGUGUGCAUUCCUGACCUUUUAUAUUGUCAUUUUAUAUAUAGAAAAGAAAACAAACGAUGUAUAUAAAUAUAUACUAUAGAGCCACAAGAUGUCCUUUUUGUUUCCAAUAAAAAGUAGGUCCUCAAGCCUGGUUUACAGAAAUGCAUUUAAAUAUGCGUGCAUCUGUUUUGAUGCAUGAUUCUA